Messenger RNA from Arachis ipaensis, 1377 nucleotides. RefSeq lists its product as uncharacterized. The record is from RefSeq and is a predicted model, not a curated record. NCBI's taxonomy places the organism in Eukaryota, Viridiplantae, Streptophyta, Magnoliopsida, Fabales, Fabaceae. Gene Ontology annotation, molecular function: zinc ion binding.
AUGUCUCAGGACCACACUCAACUAGAUAGCAAUGUCAUCUGCCAGCACAUAUUCCCCAUGGUGCAUGCUGAUGCGACUAUUUGUGUAAAGGUGUUGCAAGGAUCAGUUGAGUCAGCGUACGGGUACAAGGUGUCUUACAAGAAGGUUUGGCACGCAAAGCAGAAGGCAAUCGCAAGGAUCUAUGGUGAUUGGGACGAGUCGUAUGACCAGCUACGCAGAUACUUCAAUGCGCUCCAAGCCUUCGUACCAGGGACAAUUGUUGACCUCCAAACGGUCCCGUACUACAUCGGAAACACCCUUGACCGUGAUAGUGUCAUGUUUCACCAGGUUUUCUGGUCGUUCCCUUCAUGUGUUCAAGCGUUUAGGCAUUGCAAGCCGCUAGUCUCAGUAGACGGAACACAUCUGUACGGGAAGUACGCUGGCACUCUUCUCAUGGCCAUAGCACAGGAUGGAAACAACAACAUUUUGCCUGUCGCUUUUGCCCUCGUCGAAAGAGAGAACACAGAUUCAUGUUUUAAGAGUAAGGAAGCCAAAAGACACCUGGUUAAUGCCGCUUAUUCGAAGACGCAAGAGCAGGCGCAGUACUACCUUGAGUUAAUUAGCAGCGAGGAUCCCGUAGCAUCGCCACAGAUGAUGGGUUGGAUACGAGGAUUGGAGCCACCUAAAUGGCUGCAGCACCUUGAUGAGGGCCGACGAUAUGGUCACAUGACAACCAACCUUUCCGAGUGUAUCAACUCCGUCCUGAAAGGCACUAGAAAUCUACCCGUCUGUGCAAUUGUGAAGUCUACCUACCAUCGCCUAAAUGAGCUAUUCGUCAUCAAGGGUCGGCAAGCACAAGCUCAGAUUGUAAGCGGUCAAGUGUUCUCACAGUUCCUACAAAAAGCCAUAUUAGCGAAUCGUGAGGGAAUUUCUCAGAUGCUUGUGACGUCGUACGAUAGAGCCACCACUGUAUUCACAGUCGAUGAGAUAGCUGCUGUAGGGGUGCAAUCUCGGUUUAGGGUUAACCUUCAAGCUCGUAGAUGUGACUGUGGUUACUUCCAGGCGUUACAUUACCCAUGUGUUCAUGCUCUAGCCGCUUGCGCCUACUCGAGACUAGAGUGGGAACAGUAUGUUGACUUGGUCUACCGGGUUGAGAGAGUGUUUCGGGCCUAUGAAGUGGAAUUCCAGCCAAUGCCGGAUGAGGAGAUGUGGCCCCCUUACGAAGGACCACGUGUCCGUUCUAACCCCCUCCUACGACGCACACUUGAAGGACGUCUGGUGUCUACGAGAAUUCGGAAUGAGAUGGACGAGGUGGAGCCAGGACCUGGUAAGCGGUGUGGCCUUUGCAGGCAACCAGGACAUACAAGGCGGCAUUGUCCCCACGCUUCUUCAACCUAG